Funneliformis geosporum is the source of this 2328-nucleotide messenger RNA. NCBI's taxonomy places the organism in Eukaryota, Fungi, Glomeromycota, Glomeromycetes, Glomerales, Glomeraceae. The record is from the annotation of a GenBank genome assembly.
AUGGAAAAAAAAUUGCAAGAACUCAGUUUACAAACCAAUCAUCAACUCCUACCACCCAGACCCAACAUAGGAACUAAAGGUAAAAAAGUAGUACUUCGUACUAAUUAUUUUAAUGUUAAAAAGCAAAAUUUAUUUGGCAAUUAUUUGCCGGUAUAUGGUGGAAAUGAUUUGAUAUAUUGUACAACUAAAUUACCAAUGGGAAGCAACAAAGAAGAUAAUUUAGAAGUCGUUCUUACACCAAUAAAAAUUAAAAUUGCCGAAGAGAUUAAUUUACAAUCUUUACAGGAAUAUAUUGAUUCGGGAAAAGAACCAGAUGAUUCAGAUGAUAUACAAACUUGUAUAAAUUCACUGAAUGCUUAUUUAAAUUUUAAAGUCUGCAUUAGCUUUUUAUCAGUUGGAAGCGGAAGCUUCCCCCCUGUAACGGAUGUACAAAGAAUAUUUUUGGGUACUGGCGAGGAAUUAAAAAAAGGAUUCUGUCAAUCUUUGAGAAUAGGAUGGGACCGUCUCUACACUAGUUUUGGCAUUUUUUAUCCACCUGGAAAUGUAAUGGAUGUUAUUGCAAGCUUCUUUUGGUGUGACAAAAAUGAUUUUAGGAAUGGUAUUAAAGAUAAUGAUAGGAUUUAUUUAAAUAAGUUAUUAAAAGGAGUUAAGAUUUACGUUUUGCAUCGUGGUGAAAGGAAAAGAAAAUAUACUAUUAGUGGAUUAACGACGUCUUCAGCAGAUAAAACUACAAUUAAGCAGGAUGAUAAAGAUAUUACAGUUGCUCAAUACUUCCUAAAUUCAUAUAAAAAGAAGCUUGUGUUUGGAAAGCUUCCUUGUAUUGUUUUAAAAAAUUGCUAUCUUCCUCUAGAGUACUGCGAGAUAUUACCAGACCAACCUUUUAGGUUUACUGUUUCUGAUUAUGCUCGCAUUGAAAUGAUCAAAUUUACUUGCAUCAAACCGGCUGAGCACGAGUUUUUGAAAUCUAUUAAUAUGAAUAAUGAUGUUGAUACAAAGGUAAAAGUUACAGGACGUGUUCUUCCUAAUGUGUCAAUGACAUUUCAUAAACGUAGUAGUCCUGCAGUUCAAUUUAUAGAAGGAGGACGUUGGAAUCUCGUAAAUAGAAAAUUUCUUGAUGGCCAGACAUUAAUUAAUUGGUCAGUGUUAGUAUUAUCUGGUGAUAACCACAGUGUUGUUCGAUUUUUUAUGCGACAGUUACGUGAAGUUCUAAACGAAAAGGGAAUGAAUAUUGCGUUUGAACCACAAAUAGUACCUUGGACUUCGCAGAAAGAUAUUAGAGAGGUAAUUACUUCUAUUAAAGUUAGAAAGGAUCCACAAAAACCUCCUCAGCUGAUUAUAGUCAUAAUGCAAGAACGGUCUCGACUAUAUGCUGGGAUCAAACGUGUUGGAGAAACUGAUUUGGGUGUGAGAACUCAAUGCAUGUUGGCUAAACACAUGAGAAAGCGUCAAAAUGAACAAUUUUGUGUAAAUCUCGGUUUAAAAAUAAACGCCAAACUUGGAGGUAGAAACUUUACCCUAACUCCUGGACAGAUGGACUUUAUUGCUUCAGCACCGACAAUGGUAUUCGGUGCAGAUGUUAUUCAUUCAGGUAGAGCAGAAAUGCAUAUACCUAGCAUCGCUGCCGUUUGUGUCACUAUAGAUGCCAAUGCCACACUUUAUAGUGGUCGACAUAGUAUGCAAGUUAUACCACGUAAUGAGACUAUUGAACAUUUAGAGGGAAUUGUGGUUGAUUUAUUAAAAGCUUUUCAAGCUAAAAAUAAAUGUCUCCCAAGGAGAGUUUUAUUUUAUCGUAAUGGAGUUAGCGAGUGGCAAUUUAAAUAUAUCUUGGAAGCAGAAGUAAAAACAGCAUUAAAACGAGCAUUUAAAAUAGUAUAUGACAAUAAACCACCAAAAAUAACUUUUAUUAUUGUACAAAAAACACGUCAUACAAUGCAAUACAAUCCGUCACAUGAAAAAAAUAAUAAUGGUAAUUGCAAACCAGGAACUGUUGUUGAUACAGGGAUUGUUACAAUACAUAUAUUUGAUUUUUUCUUACAAUCUCAUGCCACCCUUCAAGGAACUGGACAUUCAUAUUAUUUUGUAUUAAGAGACGAAAACAGUUUUGAUGCUGAUUCUCUGCAAUUGUUAACGAAUAAUUUAUGUUAUUUAAAUGCAACGAGUACAACAGCUAUAUCAGUAGUUACCCCCGUAUUUUAUGCAAGUUUAAUUGCAAAUCGCGCAAAAAAUUAUAUGAUUUGGGAUAGGCAAGCUUCGAAAUCUUUAAAUGAAGAAAGACCCACAUGUCUAGCAGUAAAAAAGGAUAUAGAAAAUAUUAUGUAUUUUAUUUAA